AUGAGGAUUGUGUGGGAGCCUGGGAGAGGCUCUACUGUCCUUCUGUCCUCAGGGCCGUCGGGGACCGCGACCGCCGGCAGCUCCGUGGUGUCCGAGUCCGCAGUGAGCUGGGCGGCCGGCGCCCGGGCCGUGCUGCGUUGCCAGAGCCCGCGUAUGGUGUGGACCCAAGACCGGCUGCACGACCGCCAGCGCGUGGUCCACUGGGACUUCAGCAGCGGCCCAGCCGGUGGCCCUGCGCGCCGGCUCGUGGACAUGUACUCGGCGGGCGAGCAGCGCGUUUAUGAGCCCCGCGACCGCCGCCGCCUCCAGCUGCCUCCCUCCGCCUUCCACGACGGCAACUUCUCACUGUUCAUCCGCGCGGUGGAGGAGACGGACGAGGGGCUGUACACCUGUAACCUGCAUCACCAUUACUGCCACCUCUACGAGAGCCUGGCCGUGCUCCUCAAGGUCACUGAUGACCCCCGGGCGGCCGGCGCGCACUGGGACGGCGAGAAGGAGGUGCUGGCUGUGGAGCGUGGGGCGCCCGCGCUGCUGACGUGCGUGAACCGCGCGCACGUGUGGACCGACCGGCACCUGGAGGAGGCGCAGCAGGUGGUGCACUGGGACCGGCAGCCGCCCGGGGUGCCG
Molecule: messenger RNA, 627 nt
Organism: Vicugna pacos (alpaca)
Lineage: Eukaryota; Metazoa; Chordata; Mammalia; Artiodactyla; Camelidae
Source: RefSeq, a predicted model, not a curated record